Pochonia chlamydosporia 170 is the source of this 534-nucleotide messenger RNA. RefSeq lists its product as hypothetical. The record is from RefSeq and is a predicted model, not a curated record. The coding region runs from base 1 to 534 and encodes 177 amino acids. NCBI's taxonomy places the organism in Eukaryota, Fungi, Ascomycota, Sordariomycetes, Hypocreales, Clavicipitaceae. The transcript has a single exon.
AUGGCAUCUACUUCGCACAACUAUGACCCUGGAAUUCAGGCCCAACCUCAUGAUGUCGUCAGAUGCAUGAGGCUAUGCAGAGGCAGCAUGGCCGGCUACCGCCAUGAGGUAACAAGCAGAAGAAAGGCAGCUUACGGCAGGGCGCCCCGAGUAGGCUCACUCGGCAAUACCAAUACCUUUUUCGUGCAGCCAGCAGCCACGAUCACUUCUCAUGGACAUGUUUUCCUCAACAGCCUUGCGCAAAACUCAAGCCGCAUGUGGUAUUUGGCGUCCGGUGGACAGGCGUCCCCCAGGUUUCCUCCAGAUCUGUCUGGUGCAGCGGCGAUUUCGCCGUCCGACAGUGACAAGCACCCCUCCUCCUUCAUCUUCUCACACGACGCCUCUGUCGCCUCCUUUCUCCCCGAUGACCUUCGGCCUCUCUCGCCUCUUUCCGCACUGAAUAUACUAAAGGACGGCAAGAAAUGUACCAGGGGAUGGAAGGAUGGGAGGGAAGAUAGGGAUGGGUUGCGCCUAUCCACGGGCAAUCGUGCCUAG